AUGACGAGCCCAUCAGCUACCUGGGAAAUGACCAAACCAAAAGGCUACUGGUCACCUGGAGAAGUCUGGACAUCUCUGCUCUGUGACCAUUCCUACCUAACCCCAAGUCUGGCACUAGACUGUCUACGUGAUACUAGUAUUUGGGUGUUCGGGGAUUCCAAUAGUCUUCGUCUGUAUUGGCCGCUUCAAGACUGGACACAGUGCAGCGCCACGGGGAAUGGAGCAUGGCCGCAGAAAGAGGUGUGCAAAAACAAAGUGAACAAUAUCACCUUGACAUUCACCCCACACGAAUACCCGCUUCAUCUUGGUGCCUCUUGGGUAUCUAUGCUCCGCUACGAUGGUGUAGCCCAGCAUAUAGACGCCAUGCCAUCAAAUGAGAAAAUCAUUGUCAUAAUCCACUACUAUCUUCACGUUUUGACGUCCCAUUUAAGUUUUGCCGAGCUACGUCUUCGAUCUGUAACUGAAGCCUGCAAGCGACUUUUGGACAGAAACCCUGAUGCAACAAUAGCUUUCCGUGGUCCACACGUGGCUUCACUGGAGUACGAAAUAAAUCACACCAUAAGUGGAGACAGUCUAGGAAGAUUUUAUUUUAAAAUUAUUUUAAAAGUAUUUAAAGACUUAAUGAACAGAAUAAUUUUUCUAGACGGUUGGGACAUGACAAUAGCUUUGGAAAACUCAGAAUUUCACCCAACAGAAAACGUCCCAAAAUUUCUAAUCAAUGUUUUACUCUCAUUUAGGUGUAACACCACAGGGUAUCAUAGACGAAAUUAG
Molecule: messenger RNA, 771 nt
Organism: Physella acuta
Lineage: Eukaryota; Metazoa; Mollusca; Gastropoda; Physidae
Product: NXPE family member 4-like
Source: RefSeq, a predicted model, not a curated record